Messenger RNA from Lethenteron reissneri (Far Eastern brook lamprey), 3051 nucleotides. RefSeq names its product RIO kinase 1 (gene RIOK1). The record is from RefSeq and is a predicted model, not a curated record. Gene Ontology annotation, molecular function: ATP binding; protein serine/threonine kinase activity. Lineage: Eukaryota; Metazoa; Chordata; Hyperoartia; Petromyzontiformes; Petromyzontidae.
GGGGGGGUGGUGCUGUUCUCACGUUCCUGGCUCCCACGUGGAGGGGGUGAAGGAGAUGGAGCGGUCGUACGCGGCCCUCGCAAUCGUCCCGGGGCAGUUCGACGACGCCGAUGCCGACGACGCCGUCAACGGUGCCACGGACAAGCGCGAGAAGAGCAUAAACGGUGGAAUGCCUGGAAUGGAGGGACUAGCUGGUGUGGUGGAAGCCCUACAGAUCGGGCACUAUGUGGAAACAUUGGCGAGAGAAGCGGAGGAGGAAGCAGCUGAGGAGGAGGAGGAGGUCGACAGCGAGGAAGAUGACGACGGCUGGGAUUGGGACGAUGCUUCAGAUAAUAUAUCCAAGCGCGUUAACAUCUACCGGAGUAACAACCAGCAGUGCAAUCGGCAAACGGCGCCCAAUGCAUUGAAGAUGUGUGCACCACAAGACAAGGCUUUGAGAAAGUUUGAAAAUAAGAUCUCUCUAGAAAAGUUGAACUUCGCCGAUUCUGUGAUCAACAAAGUGACGGAGCGCUGCAGGCAGAAGGAUGCUGAAAUGUACCGAGUUAAGGACAAGGCAGACAGGGCGACUGUGGAACAGGUGCUGGAUCCGCGGACACGCAUGAUUCUAUUCAAGUUGCUGAGCCGAGGGGUCAUCACGGCGAUCAAUGGGUGCAUCAGCACCGGCAAGGAGGCGAACGUUUACCACGCAUCGCACGGCGCGAACGAGAACCGGGCCAUUAAGAUCUACAAAACGUCCAUCCUCAUCUUCAAGGACCGCGACAAAUACGUCAGCGGCGAGUUCAGAUUCCGCCAUGGAUACUGCAAAGGAAAUCCCAGGAAGAUGGUGAGGACGUGGGCGGAGAAGGAAAUGAGGAACUUAACAAGGUUGCACACCGCAGGAAUCCCGUGUCCAGAACCGGUCAUGCUUCGCAGCCACGUACUCGUCAUGGGCUUCAUCGGCAAGGGAGACAUGCCGGCGCCGCUGCUGAAGAACGUGCAGCUGUCGGAAGGCAAGGCUCGCGAGCUCUACCUGCACCUCAUCCAGCACAUGCGCGCCAUGUACCAGCGGGCGCGCCUGGUGCACGCCGACCUCAGCGAGUUCAACCUCCUAUACCACGAGGGAGAGGUGUACAUAAUCGACGUGUCCCAGUCGGUGGAGCACGACCACCCACAUGCUCUCGAGUUCCUGCGGAAGGACUGCUCUAAUGUGAAUGAUUUUUUCAAGAAGAAUCACGUCCCGGUGAUGACGGUGCGCGAGUUGUUUGACUUCAUCACUGACCCCACCAUCAACGACGACAACAUCGACCAGUACCUGGACAAGGCUAUGGAGGUAGCAUCUGCACGGACAGGAGAUGAGCGCUCCUGCCAAGACGAGGUGGAUGAAGAGGUGUUCAAAAAAGCCUACAUCCCCCGCACGCUCACCGACGUGGUGGACUACGAGCGGGACUUUGACCAGAUGAUGCACGCCAAGGAGGAGGACGCGGCCUUCAGUGUGCAGCACGACAACAUCUUAUAUCAGACCGUUACAGGCUUGAGGAAGGACCUCACAGGAGCUCAAACGGUUCCCGCGCUGCUCGAGGAAGACACGGAUUCCAGUUUGAGUAACGACAGCGGCGACGACGACGGCGACGACGAUGGCAGCGAUGGCGUCGCUUCAAAUGGCGACGGACCGGAGUUGGUCCAUCCCAAGGACAGACCUCAAGAGUUGCCGGCGGAUAAGAAGGAGCGAAAAAAAGAAGUGAAGGACGCGCAGAGAGAAAAGCGGAAGCAGAAGACGCCAAAGCAUGUCAAGAAAAGGAGAGAGAGGCUCGGCAAGACAAAGAGCAAGUGAUGAUAAGAGAUGCCAGCCGAGAGCGAGACUUGCACGCGCGUGCCUCCACGGUUUAAAAAAAAUCAAGUUUUCGUGGACCGACGACACAAAAUGCCCAGUGGAUAAUGUAACGAAAGUAAUGUUUCUUUUUUAUGAGCUUCGUGUGUGGUUAAAUGGGAAAAUGCUGGUGGGUUUCUGCAGUCCCAAAGUGUAAAAGUUUUUUUUUAAAUUAGGAGCGUUACAUUAAUUUAAACACAUUCAAUGUAUUUUUUUUGAGCAAACAUCAAUAGAACACCGAUUUUGACGAUCUGCCACUGGCUGCUUGAAAUCCUGAGAAAUUGCAUUAAAACACCAGAACCCCUCUUCUGGUAUUGAUAUUGUAAAUAAAUACUUUGAAGUACAACUGUGUGUCUUUGAAUGUGGGAUUUGUUGCAUUUGAUCGCGGUGCCGAGGCUAUGUUUAACUGUUACAGCAUCGCGAACGAUAAACAAGGAGUAUUGAAAAUAAGUACCGGAUAUUCACAUUAACGUCGGUGUCCCGUAGAAGGUUUGAAUAUAACAAUUGGUUCUGAUGGGGAAAUUGCAUGGAAGUGUAAUGUUGAACAAUGUACUGUUUAGUGAAAUGUAUGGCAUGCUGCUGCCAUCAACGGUACCAGUUUUUUCUCCCCAGCGUGAUAGUUGCGACCGUGGGAGAGGUUCCUAAAUUCCUCCACCUCUCCGGCUAGCAGGUAGGUCCCACCUCUUCCAAGGCAUCUGGUCGGUGUGGAAGAGUAGACCAAAAUACCCUCCUGAGGGGCUUUCUUGAGCCACAUCUAGCGGAGACCUUUGCGCCAGACUGGUGUGGCCGAUACAUUGCAGAGCAGCGCCUUUAACUGAUGGUAAUUGAACCGCAAAAUGUGUCGGCAAAACAAGUAACGCACAGCUCUUGCGAAGGUUUCGCCAUUAAACCGAUCCUCCGCAUGCAUCUUUGUAACUUGGCUCCACGCAUUUUCACCUUGUAUAAAUUUGACCGUCAGCCUUAAAAUGUAUUCUCUUUCACAGGUUUCGGUGAAGCGGGUUUGAGAAAAAAAAUGCCGUGAUAUGUUGAACCCACAGAUCCAUUGCCCGUACAGAACACCGUAAUGAUACCCUCUUGGGAUGAGGUCAUGGGCUUGUGCUUCCAGGCCUGUCCUGGUCCAUUCACUCCAUUCAGCACCAUCUCAAUGCCCGCGUUGUUCUAUUUAUCCAUCAUUAUUGCUGUUAAAUAUACCAGAUGGUUGGUUU